This is a messenger RNA of Cariama cristata (Red-legged seriema), 1041 nucleotides long. RefSeq names its product leucine-rich repeat-containing protein 4B-like. The record is from RefSeq and is a predicted model, not a curated record. Gene Ontology annotation, cellular component: plasma membrane. Gene Ontology annotation, molecular function: protein binding. Lineage: Eukaryota; Metazoa; Chordata; Aves; Cariamiformes; Cariamidae.
AGCAUCUCGGUCAACACCCGUUACCUAAAUCUCCAAGAAAACCAAAUCCAAGUGAUCCGCACGGAUACUUUCAAACACCUCCGGCAUUUGGAAAUUUUACAAUUAAGUCGGAAUUUAGUCCGGAAAGUGGAGGUGGGGGCUUUCAACGGCCUCCCCAACCUCAACACCUUGGAGCUCUUCGACAACCGCCCCAGCGGGGCCUUCGAGUACCUCUCCAAGCUGCGCGAGCUGUGGUUGCGCAACAACCCCAUCGAGAGCAUCCCCUCCUACGCCUUCAACCGCGUCCCCUCCCUCCGCCGCCUGGACCUGGGCGAGCUCAAGCGCCUGGAGUACAUCUCGGAGGCGGCUUUCGAAGGCUUGGUGAACUUACGGUAUUUGAAUUUGGGGAUGUGCAACCUGAAGGAGAUCCCCAACUUGACGGCGUUGGUACGGUUGGAAGAGCUGGAGCUUUCGGGGAAUCGGUUGGGGCGAGUCCGUCCCGGUUCUUUCCAAGGGUUGGGAAGUUUGAGGAAAUUGUGGUUGAUGCACGCCCGGGUGGCGGCGGUGGAACGCAACGCCUUCGAUGACCUCAAAGCGUUGGAAGAGCUGAAUUUGGCUCCCAACGAGCUGGCCUCCCUCCCCCACGACCUCUUCGCUCCUUUGCACCGCCUGGAGCGGGUUCCCCUCCACCACAACCCCUGGCGCUGCGACUGCGACGUCCUCUGGUUGAGUUGGUGGUUGAGGGAGACGGUGCCCAGUAACACCAGUUGUUGCGCCCGGUGCCACGCUCCGCCGGCGUUACGCGGGCGAUACUUGGGCGAGCUAGAACCGGGGCAUUUCACUUGCUACGCCCCCGUGAUAACCCCCGCCGAUCUGAACGUUACCGAAGUGAUGGCGGCCGAACUCAAGUGCCGAACCGGGACGGCCAUGACCUCGGUCAACUGGUUGACGCCCAACGGGACGCUGAUGACCCACGGUUCGUACCGGGUGAGGAUUUCCGUCCUUCACGACGGCACGCUUAAUUUUACCAACGUCACCGUGCAGGACACGGGGCAGUACACC